This is a messenger RNA of Cucurbitaria berberidis CBS 394.84, 2019 nucleotides long. RefSeq lists its product as uncharacterized. Gene Ontology annotation, biological process: DNA-templated transcription; positive regulation of transcription from RNA polymerase II promoter by galactose. Gene Ontology annotation, cellular component: nucleus. The transcript is spliced from 5 exons. The record is from RefSeq and is a predicted model, not a curated record. Gene Ontology annotation, molecular function: DNA-binding transcription factor activity, RNA polymerase II-specific; zinc ion binding; RNA polymerase II cis-regulatory region sequence-specific DNA binding. Bases 1 to 2019 code for a protein of 672 amino acids. NCBI's taxonomy places the organism in Eukaryota, Fungi, Ascomycota, Dothideomycetes, Pleosporales, Cucurbitariaceae.
AUGCCACGUCCAAAAGUGCAUCCGAAUCUUCGCCAGCGGGCGGCGGAAGCGUGCAGCUUCUGUCGCGCAUCCAAGAAGCGUUGCAGCGCGACGGUUCCUUGCGCUGCUUGUCUGAAACGGGGCAUCGCAGAAUCGUGUCGUCUAUCCAAAAGUUCAAAGAGCCCAAGAGUCUCGCUUCCUGGCCCGGGACCUUCCACGGCGCCACGCCUUGUUGAAGAAGACCAUAGCGCUGAACCAACAACACCUAAUAUCAUCCCCUCAGGUCAUAACCGACCUUCGUCACCGCCCAGCUCUCCCAAUAAUGCCGUUUUGGUACCCCAAAGUAAUGAUACGAGUAGCGUUCAAGUCUCGUCGUUUGAAACCGAGUCGCAGACGAGGAUGUUGCUAAAUCGAAGCGGCAACAGGAUGUUCAUCGGCGAGGCAGCUUCUAUAUCCUUCCUUCAACUUGUUCGUGACACCGUUUCAGCGAAUUUAGGACCAUCUCAAUUUUCCCACAACGAUAAAGUCGAUAGAAUGCUGGAGGCCCAGCCUCUGUCACUGGGUACGAGCUGCCCAAGCCCCGACUUUUUCUCUGAAGAAGCAUCAUCGUAUUUCGAUGUGUAUUGCUCAUCGACCACUGGACUGAUUGAUAUCCUAUCGACUACGGAGUCGACGCAGUUUUGCCGCAUAGACGGAGAGACUUGCCCAGGUGCACUUUCAACUAAUUCGACAAUACGGGAUCUAGUUAUCGCCAUCGGAGCACAAUGCCAAUCCCUUGCAAGUUCCCAGAAUGCAGGAGAGAGGUACUUUCGCCGUGCCCAGCUUGCUGCAUUCUCCACGAUGCUAGAAGACCCUAGCAUCGACAUGGUUCGUACAUUUCUACUAAUGUCAUUCUACAUGCUAGGGCAAUGCCGUCGGAACAAGGCAUUUAUGUAUCUCGGCAUAGCGACAAGGGCUGCAACAUCCACUGGUCUUCAUAACAGUGGCUCCUAUUCUGGUACAUGCAACCUAGAGACUCAUCUGAGGGCUCAGGUAUGGAUGAGUCUCUGUAAUGUCGACAUACUUGUCAGCUCCAUCCUUGGCAGGCCUCCUGCUACUGGCGGUUUGCGCUUGGAUGUCGAGAAAGAUCCAAUAGACGUAGUUGAAGUCGCUGAAGUCGAGAGCACAUCUGUUAAGGUCUCAUUCGAAAUCCUCACUAUCAUCAACGAGAUAGUUCAUCGUAUCUACGUUAAGAAGGAUAAGUCUAUCACUACCGCUGAGCAACUCUUAGGAAGGGUUGAAACAUGGAGCCGAAAGCUUCCAAAAUCAUUAUCGAAUCACCACAACUCUCUUGAAGACCCGAACCGGAAAGAAAGCCUUGCAGAGAUGCAUGUAUCCUGCCUCUAUUACUAUGCGAUAACUCUCAUCACAAGGCCAGUCCUGGUAUCUGCUUUGACCUCGGGAUUAGGGUCUGAUGGGUCGCAAUUGGCCUCAGCCUGUCUCGAUGCCGCGAUCCUUCUGGUACAGACUUGCGUAAAUGUUUAUAGAAAGAAGUUGAUGAUCGGCAACAUGUGUUUUAUCAAGGCCUUGAUAUUCGCUUCUGGUCUUAUUAUUGGGUUCGCUAUAUUCGUGGAACAAAAGGGAGAUGACGAGCUCGACGCCGCCUUCCACGGAGCGCAAAGCAUUCUCAGCUUUCUAUCAACGCAAAGCCCACAGGCUGCCCAUUAUAUGGAUAUACUGAGCCUUCUAUCGCGUGCUAUUACUUCCAAACGUCAAAAACAAACGCAGCGAGGGCGCAACAAGUAUGUUGAAAAGCUUUUUGCGCAUAGCCAAGAAAUCAGUGCUGCUGUUUCCAUGGCGCAUGAUGACAAUCUGGUCUUACCGAUAAAUGGGUCUAGGAUCACAACAGAAAAUAGCGCAAUUCCCUUUCUGGGUAGCGAGAUGUUACCAUCAACGUUUGAAGACGUGAGUAUUGAGUUGCCAUUCGAUUGGGACAUCUUGGAAAUUUCUCAGUGGGACAGUUUUCCUUUUUUGGACCAGAGCGAUCUUCAGUUCGAAUAG